Molecule: messenger RNA, 2553 nt
Organism: Elephantulus edwardii (Cape elephant shrew)
Lineage: Eukaryota; Metazoa; Chordata; Mammalia; Macroscelidea; Macroscelididae
Gene: DNAAF2
Product: dynein, axonemal, assembly factor 2
Exons: 3
Coding region: 1-2553 (850 amino acids)
Biological process (GO): axonemal dynein complex assembly
Cellular component (GO): cytoplasm
Source: RefSeq, a predicted model, not a curated record
AUGGCUAAGGCGACCACCUCCUCAAAGCUGGAGGACCUGGACCUGAGUGGAGACGAGGUAAAGCGGCUCACCUCCGCCUUCCAGGACCCAGAGUUCCGGCAGUUGUUCGCCCAGUACGCGGAGGGGCUCACCGACCCCGAGAACCGGCGGCGCUACGAGGCAGAGAUCAUCGCGCUGGAGCGGGAGCGCGGCGUGGAGGUCCGCUUUGUGCACCCGGAGCCGGGCCACGUGCUGCGCACCAGCCUGGACGGAGCUCGCCGCUGCUUCGUGAACGUGUGCAGCAAUGAGCUGGUGGGCGCGCCCAGCAGCCGGCCGGGCUGCGGAGGCCAGGCGGCAGGCCACCACUGGUCGCUGCCCCACAGCCUGGCGCCGGGCCGCGAGUACGCGGGCCGCCAGGGCACCCGCUACACCGUCUACGAUGUGGUCUUCCACCCUGAAGCGCUCGCGCUCGCCCGGCGCCAGGAACGCUUCCGCCACAUGCUCAACUCUACGGCCCUGGAAGCUGUCGAGAAGCAGUUCGGUGUGAAGCUGGAUCGCAGGAAUGCCAAGACCCUGAAGAUUAAGUACAAGGGGACCCCGGAGGCCGCUGUGCUCCGCAGGCCGCUGCCAGGGGGUGCUCCGGCCCAGCCAGAGGAGGAGGCAGGGAACCCUCUCCCGGAUUUCCCCUACCCUUACCAGUACCCAGCAGCCAGAGGAACCUCUGUGGUCCCCCAACCUCACGAGUCCUCCCCUACGGAGGCGGCGCCUGCUCCGCCGCCGGCCCCCACCGAGCCUCGCUACAGCGUGGUGCAGCGCCACCACGUGGACCUGCAGGAUUACCGCUGUUCCCGGGACUCGGCGCCAAGUACCGUGCCCCGCGAGCUGGUGGUCACCAUCGAGCUGCCGCUGCUGCGUUCGGCCGAGCAGGCCGCACUGGAGGUAACGGGAAAGCUGCUCUGCCUCGACUCGAGGAAGCCCGACUACCGGCUACGGCUCUCCCUCCCGUACCCCGUAGACGACAGCCGCGGUAAGGCGCAGUUCAACAAGGCGCGGCGACAGCUGGUGGUCACGCUGCCGGUGGCGCUGUCUGCAGCGCGCCGGGAGCCCUCCGCGGCGCCGGAAGUGGCCGCCGACUGGGCCGGAACUGACGGCGCGGCCUGCGAUCCAGCUCUACGGCAGGAGGCGGGACCGACCGAGGGUCUCCGUAGGGACAGAGGCUCGAGUCCCGGCACGUCCGGGGCCGCAGACACCAGGAUCGGCCCCCCAAGUUCCCCUGGUGUGGAGUCCUCUUCUGCGGGCGCUGAGGAGAACCUUGUUCCCCAACUGGAAGAGCAGGCAUUAGGCAAGCACGAGGGAUCUCCACCUCCGGGACCUGGAAGCCCUGCUGAGGACGGUGGCACAGACCCUUGUGUUCUAUUCGGAGACCCUGACUCGCAGUCCUCUCCAGGAGGUGAAGGUGCAGGCGGAGAGCUGAAUGUGGAGACGCACGUGGCCCCAGAAGACACCUGCUGGGGGCCCACUGACGGAGUCAUGGAUGGACUCCGCACGGAAAGCGCAGAAACUUUGUGCCCUCCUUUGCAGUGUAAUCAGGACGAAGAAUCUUUGACUCUACUAAUUCAAGUGUCUCGGAUCUUGCCGCAAAGUUUUCAAGGGGAUUUGAGCCCCUGCCGGUACAAAUUGUACUUCUCAACACAAGACUUUGUGUAUUAUUCCGCCCUGUUGCAGUUUGCUCCGGAGAAUAAAUUGAGUACCAAAGAACCUGUGAUUAGCAUUUCUUCAAACAAUGCCGUGAUAGAACUGGCCAAAUCUCCAGAGAGCCGUGGACAUUGGAGACAGUGGUAUUAUGGUUUAAACAACGAUUCUUUGGAGGAAAAGUUGUUUGUCAAUGAAGAAAAUGUUAAUGAGUUAAUUGAAGAUGCUUUGAGUUCUCCACUCCAACAGAAAAUAUCUGUAGCCCCACCAUUAAUUGAAGUUCUUCAGAUCACUGACAAUAAUAUUCAAAUUCAUACAAAGUCACAAGAAUGUCCUAACUCUUAUCAACUUGAUGUAAAAGAAGGAGCCAAUGAUGGAAGAAAUCAUUUGACUCAAAAUGAAAAUACAAAACAUCUAAUCACCACUACAGCUGAAGAAGAAAAUAUAGAACAUUUAAGCACCACUGUAUAUGAACAAGAGCAUAACCUGGGAAAUGCCAGAAGUUCUGAUUCAUCACUAGCAGUAGACAGCAGUGGUUUAGUUACAUGCUUGCAGCAAAAGUCUGUUGAUGUUUCACAAGUGCUAUCUGGAAAAUCUCAGCAAUCUGAGUCAAAAAUGGAACCUGGAUUCCUCAAAGAAAAAUGUGCUGUUAACAUGAAUGAGGAAAAACACAAUUUCAAAGAACCAGUAGCAACUGGAGAGAAAGUAUUAGAUCGAGAUCACCCAUCUUUACUACAGAACAGAACUACAGCUCACCACAUACCUGCUUCUGAAAGCAUAAAAGAAACCAAUAUGCAGGAUGGUAGUGUACAAAUUCUUAAAGAUCAUGUAACUCACUGUGCAUUCAGUUUUCAGAAUUCUUUGCUCUAUGACUUAGACUAA